Aplysia californica (California sea hare) is the source of this 791-nucleotide messenger RNA. RefSeq lists its product as uncharacterized. Lineage: Eukaryota; Metazoa; Mollusca; Gastropoda; Aplysiida; Aplysiidae. The record is from RefSeq and is a predicted model, not a curated record.
GUAAUCUGAACUUUGGCGGUAAAAUGUUUCGAGCCUUGUGUGACCCCAAUGGACCAACGCCGUGCUGCUUCGAGUACAAGUGUGUCAAUAAAACUGUAGGCCAAUGUAACUGCAGCACUUGUUUUGAUCUGAGGCCGGAAAUACACGCCGACUUUGGAUCUUAUGUCUUGAAAGAGCCGGCUUGCAAGGCAAUCGACAACAAUGCCGAGAGCAGAUAAACUACUUGGGCAGCUCCCGGCACGUUCCUUGGGGAGAAGUCACUGAGUGUAACCAAACGGUUAAAAUGCAGUUUUACAAGUAUUUUAAAUUGGACAGAAAAUUACAACAGGAACUCCUGGGAACUGUAAAAGGGCUUGUUGGAAAGCAGUAUUCUAUUCUUUACAUUGGCUUAGGUUUGCACGAGGACCUAAAUUUCCAGUUUUUACAUGAACAGGUCGUGAAGCCAAUGGUUAACAUUGUUGGAAAGAACCAAUGGCCCAAGAUAGUAUGGGCCACUCCUCACUGCCCAGGCCCACUCAAGUCGCCGACUUUCAUAAAGCAGCAGAAAGAUUCAGUCAUCGAUUUCAUUAAGAAUAUGAAGAUGAUUUUGAAAGGUUAUAACAUCGCUAUCUUGGACUCACUUCCCUUGACCACGGGUAUAGUAAGUUAUGAUGGUGUACACUAUGGGAAGGUGAUCAAUGAUAUCAAGGCGCAAAUUCUGAUGAAUCUUAUUCAGAGACUUAGAAACAAUGGUUGGUCGAGAGUGCAUUGAAUCUGCGAAUCGAGAAAUGUGUGUGUGUGCGUGUGUGUUU